UCGCUCCCCGUCGUUGUGCUUCCUCCUCAUCCAGCAUUCCACUGCCUCACACACUCUCUCUUGUUCAGCUUUGUCUGACCUGUCAUUCUCUCUUUGAUCUCGUCUGUAGAUCAGACCUUCCUUUAGGACAAUCGUCUUCUCUCUUUUGGACUUUUGUCUCACCAUCCUUGCUGUCUUUUGACAUAAAACCAUACUUACAAGCAUCUGCUUUGCUAUCUCUAUCUUUCAUCCUCAUCUUUUUUACUACCACAAGUCAAUCUUGAUUACUUUUCAAGAAGUCAAUCCUUCCAAAUCAACAACAUCAAUCAAAAUGCUUUUCAAGACCAUCCUCACCGCCGCUCUGGCCACCGUCGCCACGGCCCUCCCCCACAACUUCCACGUCCGUCGCAACGAGACCUCCUCUGCCGGCGGCGUCGACAUUCUCAACAACAUGGAUUCUACUACCGUCUACGCGUGGUCUGUUUCUGAUAGAGUCAGUAACAUGCAUACCCUUUCUGCGGGCGGUGGUAGCUAUUCCGAAUCCUGGAAAACCAACGACGACGGCGGUGGUAUCUCCAUCAAGCUGUCCACCACUGAAAGCCAGUCUGAUGUGCUUCAAUUCGAGUACACUCAGUCCGGCAGCACCAUCUUCUGGGACAUGUCUUGCAUCAACCUGGGCAGUGACUCGGCCUUUAGCAAGUAUGGCUUUACUGUUUCGCCUUCCGAGGAAAACACCGACUGCCCGACUGUCACUUGUGCUGCGGGCGAGACUGAGUGUGCCGGUGCUUACAACCAGCCUGAUGACAACGAGGCUACUCAUGGUUGCCCCAUUGAUACUCGGUUCACUUUGACUUUGGGUUAAGCCAAGUUCUCUCCCCAAACUGUCGUCAUUCUUGUGGGGUUGAGUUAGAUGUGGAAGUACAGUGAUUUUGAUACCUUCGUUGCUUUUUGUAUAGGAUUGGAUUGGACUUGCCUCCUGGAUGAGUUGCACAUAUACACUCUCUUUCUUCGUUGUCUUCGGUUCAAUUCGAUAGAUGAAUCGAAUCGAUGAUCUGCUUGCUGUGCUAUGCGGUUAUGGAUGUAGUGAUUUGAUAUCACAUGAAUUAUGCUAGACUUGUUACUUGACUUGUUUGUACUUAGGAAAAGUAUCUACUUUCGAAGUAUUCAUUCCUUUAUCCCCAUCCUCCUAGUUACUAUGUACUAACACCACGCACCCAACCCAACC
Molecule: messenger RNA, 1204 nt
Organism: Aspergillus sclerotioniger CBS 115572
Lineage: Eukaryota; Fungi; Ascomycota; Eurotiomycetes; Eurotiales; Aspergillaceae
Product: putative extracellular thaumatin domain protein
Exons: 1
Coding region: 311-841 (176 amino acids)
Source: RefSeq, a predicted model, not a curated record